AGGCUGUCCUUGCUUGGGUUGUCUUGUGUAUGAUCUCGCGGGUCAAUAGUCCGAUCAUGGCAAGCCGUAUUGUUGUCCUUCUCCUUAGUGUUCAUGGAGUCAUCGCCUCUAAAGGUCUUGUUGUAGACCUUGGGUAUGCGGUUUACCAAGGAUCUGUGCAAGAGGGAUCUUCGAAUCUGUACAACUUCUCCAACAUCAGAUAUGGUGAACCACCAAUAGGUGAUCUUCGAUUUGCGAAACCUGUUGCCCCUAAAGGACGAAACAUCACUAUCGACGAAGGCGAUGUUGGUCGUAUUUGUCCCCAAGCGAUGGCCGCCUGGGAAGCAUACACUUCGUUCACAGGGCCAGACUUCCUAAGUGGCAAGAUCUCAACUCUUACAGAAGACCAGAAACAUACACUCAAAGAGCCUUCAGACCUGAAAAUUCCGAUAGAUCCGAGAGAAACCGAGGAUUGCCUCUUUCUCGACGUUGUCACGCCUGUUGAGACUUUCAACAGCCCAGUGAAGAAAUUAGCGCCUGUGAUAUUCUGGCUCUCCGGAGGUGGAUACACGACUGGCGAGAAGGGAUGGUUCGACCCAGCAGGUCUCAUCAAGGCGAGCUACGCGUCGAGUCCGGAAGGAUUGGUCUUUGUCUCUGCAAAUUACCGACUUGGUGCUCUUGGCUGGCUUGCUGGAUCCAAACUGGACGCUGGUAAAGAAACGAUGGUAGCCAACGCUGCGCUUUACGAUCAGAGACUUGCACUCGAAUGGAUUCAAGAGAAUAUUCAUCAGUUCGGCGGGGAUCCAGAUCGUGUGACCAUCAUGGGCGAGUCAGCUGGAGGUGCCAGUAUCUAUCAUCACUUGACAGCUUUUGGGGGCAAGGAUAAGACAACACUCUUCCAGCGGGCAAUCCCCCAAAGCACUGGCUGGGUUCAUAUUGCAAAUGAUAAGCUCGAGAAUGAUGUUAUCGACAAGUUCCUCGCUCUUGCCAGAGUUCAAAAUUUGGCAGCGGCUAGAAAGUUGUCAACUGAAGAGGUUCAAGAGGCUAACCGGCUUCUGAUCUCAAACUCUGCCUGGGGAACAAGUACUACAGGCCCAUUCGUGGAUGGACUAUACGUACCAGAGAACCCCGAUAAGCUCUUUGCAGAGGGAAGGCAUAUUCAAAAUGUGGAUCUGUUGGUUGGCUUCAACGAAGACGAGGGACUGAUCUUCACAUCUCCAGAGUCAAAUGACGAUGCUGGGUACCGAAAGUUUCUGGAGACAACAUACUCGAACGCCAGUCCCGAAACACUUGACCACAUCGAGACAAAGCUCUACCCACCAGUCUUUGACGGAAGUUACGGCUAUACCAACCAAACGGGCCGUGCAUCCAUCACCAAGGCCGAAUCAGAGUUCACCUGCAAGUACGGAUUUCUGCAGGCCGCAUAUGGUAACAGGGCCAAGAGCUACCGUUUCAACGUCUAUCCGGGCCUUCACGGCAGCGAAAUGCACUAUACCUUCUACAAUGGUCUGGAAAGGAAUCCGGAGGUCGAUGAAGCUAUAGCUGUCGGGUUUCAAGAGCUUCUGACGAGCUUUGCAGCGACUGGAAACGCGACUUCGCUAGCCGCUCCUCAGGGGGUGCCAGUUUAUGGGGAAGAGAGGCGUAUGCUUUACAUCAGUAAUGAAGGUUUCGGUCUCACGACGGAUGAGACUGUUUCAGAACGCUGCAAGUUCUGGCAAAGUGGGAUUUAUCUAUGAGUUUGUAGCUGUCGCAAUUCUCAUGUCAAGGUUCGGCCGGCUAAGAGAUGCUCGCGGCACCCAUCUGCUGCUGGCUUCGGUAUCGAGACUCGUGAAGGUCGCAGCAGGAUUUUCUGCUGUUGGUUGUGGUUGGCAGUUUUCCAAGACAGAUUUGGAAAUGAUGGCAUUGGAAUAGAGAUUUGGCGGCAUCGAGAAAACCAAGGUCAGAAGAAUUCUUCUUCCUUCAGUGCUGUUUCGUGUUCGGGACUUUAAGCCAAAGUCUGAUUAAUAUUGUUGUUCUCUUUUGUUCUUGUCUAGUGUUCGGUGAUGUAUGCAGUCUGCUUGUUGUUGUUGUUGUUAUUUCUGUUAUUAUUGCUCGUUACCAUAUAUUCCAUGGAGAGGUCCUUGAAUCAUUAGGUAGUGGGGCUACCAUAAGAUGGAUCCCCACUGGCUUCGAGGCCUGACCCUUUGCCAAAGUUCAUCC
Fusarium redolens is the source of this 2178-nucleotide messenger RNA. RefSeq names its product Alpha/Beta hydrolase protein. The coding region runs from base 30 to 1715 and encodes 561 amino acids. The transcript is spliced from 7 exons. The record is from RefSeq and is a predicted model, not a curated record. Lineage: Eukaryota; Fungi; Ascomycota; Sordariomycetes; Hypocreales; Nectriaceae.